AUGCGCAGUGGGUCUUUCUGCACUGCGUUUGAUAACACGUGGUAUCUAGUCACGUUCCUCGAAAAGCGUCUUAGAAGGAAGUUACGUCGUCAACUGCAACAAGACCGCGAUAACGAGUACACGUCGAGAGCGAAGGAGUUUGAAAAGGCGAGGAAAGACAAGAACCCACGGAAAGCCUAUGCUUUAUUAAAGAAGUAUGGCGGCAAGAUGAAAAGAUAUUCUCCAGUCCUCAACACUGCCAGUGGAAAGGCUGUCGGUGAAGCAACCCUUCCAAUUUGGAGAGUCAAGAGUUCGAGUUACUUCAAGACCUUGCUGAACCGGCAAGCGCCGUCAGCUCCUGAACUCGAGCACGUUCACAGGCCGACAUAUGUGGUUAACGAGGAACCACCGACCGAGUCGGCUUUUCUGGCCUGCAUCCAAAACAUGAAAAAUGAAAAAUUUGGUGGAGACGACGGGAUUAGCGCAGAAAUGCUGAAACAUCUUCCUCCGUCUGGGAUUCGUGAGAUGACAAAGAUCAUCUGUUCAAUAUGGAUAGACGAAAGGAUACCUGACUUGUGGAAAUGA
Messenger RNA from Necator americanus (New World hookworm), 564 nucleotides. RefSeq lists its product as uncharacterized. The transcript has a single exon. NCBI's taxonomy places the organism in Eukaryota, Metazoa, Nematoda, Chromadorea, Rhabditida, Ancylostomatidae. The coding region runs from base 1 to 564 and encodes 187 amino acids. The record is from RefSeq and is a predicted model, not a curated record.